Messenger RNA from Microthlaspi erraticum, 552 nucleotides. Lineage: Eukaryota; Viridiplantae; Streptophyta; Magnoliopsida; Brassicales; Brassicaceae. The record is from the annotation of a GenBank genome assembly.
AUGAAGAAAUCUUCCGCCGUCACAACACCAACGUUUCUCUUCCUCUGUCUCCUCCUGCUCCUGCCGUUGCUAGCUCGAUCCAACGACGACCUGAUCGACAAAAUAUGCCAAGCCACACCGUUCUGCGACCUCUGCGAAGCCUCUCUCCGUCCUCUCUCUCCCUCGCCUUCCGAUCCCAAAUCAUUAGCCUCCGCAAUGGCCAACGUCGUGCUCGGAAACCUGACUGAUACCUUAGGAUACAUCCAGUCGCUGAUCAAACAUACACACGAACCUGCGGCGGAGCGAGCGCUGGCUCAGUGCGCCGAGCUUUACCGGCCGGUGGUCAAGUUCAAUAUUCCGCAGGCGAUCGAUGCAAUGAGGCGCGGCCAGUUCGGAUUCGCGACGUAUGUGCUCGGAGACGCCGAGAAACAGACUGAUUCUUGCCAGAAAGGGAUCAAUAGUACCGGCGCCAACGAUGAAAGCGCGGUGGCUAUUACGGCUAGGAACAAGCAGGUUAAGAAUCUUUGUGACGUGGCGAUUUCUGUGCUUAAGUCUCUAAUGAAUGGUCGUUAA